Messenger RNA from Symbiodinium necroappetens, 319 nucleotides. NCBI's taxonomy places the organism in Eukaryota, Dinophyceae, Suessiales, Symbiodiniaceae. The record is from the annotation of a GenBank genome assembly.
GCCUCUGCGCAGUUCCAUAGAGCACUUGGAGACCAAAGCGGAUGCGGCCUUCGACCGCGUCACUCGCGCCGAGGCGGAAAGCCAGGACUUGGCUGACUGCAUGAGGCAGAUCUCUGGAGAGCUGGCAAAGUUGCAUCUGGACCUGGACGGUUCGCAGCAGGCGCUCGCGGAAUCCAACCGCCGAGCUGGGGAGGCAACAGCAGCCGCUGCAGCAGCCGUCGCGGAGAGCGACGCCAGGCUGUCUAAAGCACAGAGCCAGCAGAAAGAGUCGGAGAAUCGUUUGGAAUUUCUUUCAGGCGAGAUAAUCAAGCUGAAGCUU